GCUAACAUCGCAGCUAAGGCUCAGGUGCGUGUAUUUAUGCUGCUGGAGUCGACGCCAAACAUGUAACCGUCAUUUGUCGUGGAUUUUAAUUUCAAUAUAAUGAAGAAAGUGGCGAAAUAAUACAUUUGUAACCUCUCAGAAGUGUUUCGCUUCCGUCGCGGAGGUGGAAAUGAAGACGUUAACGGUAACGUCAACGGACAAGUGCUGCAAGCAAAGCCCCCCGUUUCCGUUGAUGUCUAAAGAUCCCGCCUUCAAGGAGAAGCACACCUAUCAGUGAUGGUUAUGGAGGAUGAUGGACGUCCCCACAGCCAAUCAGAGCCAGACACCCCAUCAGCCAUGGGCGGGCCAGAACGGCUGGUUCCCAGCUUAUCCUCAAGGACCCCCCUGCAACCCUCUGCCCAGCUUUCAGCAUCUUAGCCUCGGCUCCCCUUCUGAACAGAGACCCUAUUACAACCAACUGCAGGCGUCCAACCAGGGCUGCCACAGCGACCUCUCCACCUUUUCAUGCAGAAGCAACACUCAUCACAGCACACUGUAUGCUAAUAAUGCUGAUCAGAGUGUGCAGCGGGUCGCUCCCGAUCCUCAUAUUUCAUCUAUGGAUCCAGCUGCAAGCCAAGGAAGAAAUAUACCUCCAUGUUCUCUCCCUCUUGUGAACGAAGGGACGCAGCCAUGCAAGCUCCAGCAAAUGCCAGUUUACCCUCCUCACAGCCCUUACCAAGCAAUAUCUCCCCCUUUCCAGCACCCAUAUGCACACCACGGUUCACUGAAUGGACCCCAGUCACCAACAUUUGGGCAAUUUGUUAACCAGAGUCAGCCUUGUACUCCUCAGCCUUCAUUUGCGAGGACAAAUGUGGAGUCUUCUGUUGGAUACACACACAAUCAUGCCUCACCAACCUCUCCUAUCCAACAGCAGCCUCAGUGGACUCCUGCAGCACACUCAAAAGGAGCUAUAAAUGCAUUUGUUCCCAGUGCAGCUGCACAGGACAAGAACAUCACGCCACAGUCUCCUAACUCUGAGUCUCGUUAUGGUUUGGACCCAGAGCUCCUGCCCAGUGUUGUGAAGGUGAUUUCAGAGGACAGGGCAGAGUGGGAAGGCAAAGUUUUCGUCUCAGAGCCUUUUUCCCGUCUUCCUCCUCUGGCAACCACUUCCUGUAUCGUAGAGGACAGGGGUAAUGCAAGUCCUUCCGCCAUCCGCGCCGCCUCGUACUGUGUGCCCUGCGAAGGUCAGACUGCCCUUCUCAGCCGUCUGCCGCUAGGAGCUUUGGUCACCCCUCUAGCAAAACAAAAUGCUGAAGAGAAGCCCCUGCCAGUGUGCAACGAGCCAGAGUGUGUUAUGAGUUGUGGUUGUUGCGGAGCCUCCAUGUGUCCUUCCAUGAGCUGGCAGGAUUGUGGUCAGAGGUUUUACUGCCCCUUCUGUGGGAAACUCAGUGAAGUGCCGUGGCAACACUACCAGCCCAUCAGAGGGGCCGAGGGGGUUCGGGUGGAUAAAGAAAAGAGGCCUGAACUCAGUAUGGGGUCAUACGAGAUACUCAGUUCUCAGAAGGGUGAACCUGCUGCGCUGCUUCUAGCCAUCGAUGUGUCGACUCCAGCACUGAGAGGAGGACACCUGGAGUUUGCAACACAACAAAUACUCACUCUUCUCACCUCUCUGAUGGGUGAGGAUGGGGAUGCCUUGUCAGACAUCCGCGUUGGUUUGAUGACCUAUGACAGUAGGAUCCAUCUGUACGACCUCAGCCCCGCCCUGACCCGUCCACACAUGCUGGUCAUCACGGAGACAGAGGACCUGCAGCUUCCUGUGAGGGAGGGGCUUCUGGUGCAACUGAAAGACUGUAUAGACAGUAUCGACAGUGUGUUGCAGCUUAUUCCUCAGUUCAGUCCGGAGCGUGAUGACUCUAAUGGAAUUCCCAUGGAGCUGCCUGUUAAAGCAGGGCUCGCCAUACUGCAGGCCUUGAGUUGUCCUGGCAAGCUGCUGAUCUUCCAUACUGCCCCUCUGUUAGAGAUGGGACACACAAACUCGUCCUCAGGGUUCUUUGGCUCCAACAAACCAAAGUCCAUCUUUCAGCCAUCUGAGCUAGCCGUCUCAUUGGCCAAGGAGUGCGUCAGUCAGGGCUGUGGCGUUCACCUGUUUGUCCUCUCCCAGCAGGACGUAGGCGGGGCUUGGCCGGGGCACAUACCAUAUCUAACAGGCGGAGCUCUUUACACCUACAGCCAUCUGCAGGGAGAAUUGGACAGAGAGCGUUUCAGCACUGAUCUGAAGAGGAUUGUAGAGACAGACACAGGCUACAAGGCUGAGCUCAGGAUUUUUGUCAGCAAAGAUCUGCGUGUGUCUGGCUGUUAUGGACUUUAUAUCCCUGGACCAAGCCCCAGCCAGGUCACCAUGGCAACUCUUGAUUGGAGGACAACGCUGGCUGUGGAGCUCGCACACACCAGAGCUCUGGACGAGACGAGAGGUGUCGCCAUACAGGCGGUGUUGUCUUACAGCACCCAGACAGGAGACAGGAGGACCAGGGUUCACACUCUGACCCUGCGAUGCUCUCGUCACCUACAGGACGCUUUCCGACAGUACCAGGCUCAAACACUGCUCACCUUCUACUGCAAAAAAAUUUACUGUGCAGUGCUGGAGCGCCCUCUACAGGAGCUGAGGGAGGAGCUGCAGACGGAGGUAACAGAAGCUCUGGCAUCCUACCGCAAACACUGCUGCUCUGCUUCAGUGUCUGCUGGACAGCUGGUCCUCCCUCAGUACCUGCGAGCACUUCCUGUUUACAUCAACAGUCUGAGGAAGAGCGAGGUGCUGCUGCCGGGCCUGAGGAGCUCCAUCCACCAGCGGCUGCAGCAGCGCUGCCAGGUGCUCAGCAUGGACACCUGCAGCACCUGCACUCACUUCUACCCUCUGCUGCUGCCUCUGCCGCUGUCAGUCGACAGCUCCAGCUCUCCAAACCCAGAGGAGGCGCAGCGCUGCUGUGCUGCCAGCCUGGAGCCCAGAGGUCUGUAUUUGGUCCAUGCACCCCUCACGCUGCUGCUCUGGGUGGGAACUCAAGUCCCAGCAUGCACCCUGGUUGAGCUCUUCAACACCAGCUGCUUCUCCUCCCUGCCCUCUGGAGAGACCAAGCUGCCAGUUCUUGAAAACCCUCUUUCCAUCAGCGUUCGAUCGCUCAUCAACACGCUGAACUCCGUGGCGCCCUGCGCCCGCAAGCUGUGGGUGGUGAAGCAGGGCGACACCUGCGAGGAGACCCUGCAGCGCCACCUGGUGGAGGACAAGAGUCCCAACGGAGGAGCGUCCUACGCAGACUUCCUCUACCAUCUCCACGUCAACUCUGUCCGGCUUCUGCAGUGACUUCACACACACACACACACACUCACACACACACGAUCUCUCUGGGUGCAUUAUUUCUCUAUUAGAUGGCACUGCAGCCUCCAAAAAAAGAAAACAGGGAUAGAAACUAAAGUAUUAGUAGACAAUAUAAUGAUGUGGCGAAUAUCAAAAGCCGGUCGUCAGAGACGCAGGCGGUGCAUGAGGACAUUUUACGAGAUAUUCAUAUAAGGACUGCUGUGAUGUGUGUGUGACGUGUGCUAUGUUGAAUGUGAUCCGUGCUGUUCUGAAAAUGUGUUUUAUGAUGUUAAUUUAUUCCCGUCAUCAUGGCAAUCCUCUAAUCUCUGUGUGAGAUUUGCGUGUAUGUGUGUCUCAGUGUGUGCGAGAGUGUGUGCGAUGCCCACAGUGUGUUCUGUGUGUGCAUUAUCUCCUAUAAAUAAAGAAAUAAAUAUA
Plectropomus leopardus (leopard coralgrouper) is the source of this 3763-nucleotide messenger RNA. RefSeq names its product protein transport protein Sec24C. The record is from RefSeq and is a predicted model, not a curated record. Gene Ontology annotation, molecular function: zinc ion binding; SNARE binding. Lineage: Eukaryota; Metazoa; Chordata; Actinopteri; Perciformes; Serranidae. Gene Ontology annotation, cellular component: endoplasmic reticulum exit site; COPII vesicle coat. Gene Ontology annotation, biological process: COPII-coated vesicle cargo loading; endoplasmic reticulum to Golgi vesicle-mediated transport; intracellular protein transport.